Molecule: messenger RNA, 891 nt
Organism: Charadrius vociferus (killdeer)
Lineage: Eukaryota; Metazoa; Chordata; Aves; Charadriiformes; Charadriidae
Product: bone morphogenetic protein 8A-like
Exons: 7
Coding region: 1-891 (296 amino acids)
Biological process (GO): SMAD protein signal transduction
Cellular component (GO): extracellular region
Molecular function (GO): growth factor activity; cytokine activity
Source: RefSeq, a predicted model, not a curated record
AUGGCUGCAGAAAUCGAGCAGGACCGGGACAUCUUCUCCCCAAAGCCCUACUGGAAGGAGUUCAGAUUUGACCUGACCCAGGUGCCCACGGGCGAGUCGGUGACGGCCGCCGAGUUUCGCAUCUACAAGGCACGGGGUGUCACCCGCCAUGCCAACAACACCCUCCACGUCAGCAUCUACGAGAUCGCUGCUGAGCACUCCAACAGGGAGUCUGACCUGUUCCUGCUGGAUGUCCAGGACCUGCGUGCCGGCACCGAGGGCUGGCUGGUGUUUGACGUCACGGCUGCCAGCAACCACUGGUUAGUGGAUCGCAAAUACAACCUGGGACUGCGACUCUACGUGGAGACGGAUGACGGGCACAGCGUCGACCCAGGCUCAGCGGGGCUGCUGGGGCGCCGGGGACCCCGCUCCAAGCAGCCCUUCAUGGUGACAUUUUUCCGGGCGAGCCCCAGCCCCGCACGCGUUACACGGGCGGCCAAGUCCCCGAGGAGGCGGCAGCCCAAGAAGACGAAUGACCUCCCGCAUCCCAACAAGCUGCCGGGAAUUUUUGACGACGUCCACGCCGCAGAUGGGCGGCAGGUCUGCCGGCGCCACGAGCUCUACGUCAGCUUUCAGGACCUCGGCUGGCUGGACUGGGUGAUCGCCCCGCAGGGGUACUCAGCCUACUACUGCGAGGGGGAGUGCGCCUUCCCCCUGGACUCCUGCAUGAACGCCACCAACCACGCCAUCCUGCAGUCCCUGGUCCACCUGAUGAAGCCCGAGGCCGUGCCCAAGGCGUGCUGCGCCCCCACGAAGCUCAGCGCCACCUCCGUCCUCUACUACGACAGCAACAACAAUGUCAUCCUCAAGAAGCACCGCAACAUGGUGGUGAAAUCCUGCGGCUGCCACUGA